AUGAGCCGAUUCAACAAAGCGGCUCUCAAAAUCCGAGACCUAAACCCUGCUGUGGCUCUACAUCAUCUCACAACCGCUCUAAAACCGAGUCCCUUUGCCAACAGCAUCUGCAAAAAACCGCCGACCGAUAUGGAUGACUUGCGGCGACGAGCCGAUAAAUACAUGCAAAUGGAAGAAUUAGCAGAGUUCCGCAAUCAAGCCAGAACGGAGACAGCCGCUAAGCCGGAAAAGCCGACUGAAAACAAUUUUUGGAGCCGUCCGAAAGAAUUAGCAUCCCGCGAGAGGCCCCCUCGUGGCCCAAGGUAUUCACAAUACACACCGCUCAAUACCAGUCGGUCGGCAGUGCUAGAGCAAGCGUUGACCUCGGAGGUCCUGGCCGUCCCGAAACGAGCUUCGACCCCUCCUAGGGCCGAUACAACGAAGUCUUGCAGGUAUCACCGCAAUCGAGGGCAUUCAACAGAAGAAUGUGCGGCCUUGAAGGAUAAGAUUGAAGAUCUGAUCAAACAUGGAUAUUUGCAAGGUUUCGUCGACCGCUCGAACUCAUCCCGAAGCACCCACUGGUCGGACCAACCUUCGUCUGAUAUUUGA
Cajanus cajan (pigeon pea) is the source of this 588-nucleotide messenger RNA. Lineage: Eukaryota; Viridiplantae; Streptophyta; Magnoliopsida; Fabales; Fabaceae. The record is from RefSeq and is a predicted model, not a curated record.